Leptonychotes weddellii (Weddell seal) is the source of this 1616-nucleotide messenger RNA. It is a transcript of the gene RNH1, whose product is annotated as ribonuclease/angiogenin inhibitor 1. Gene Ontology annotation, molecular function: protein binding. Lineage: Eukaryota; Metazoa; Chordata; Mammalia; Carnivora; Phocidae. Gene Ontology annotation, cellular component: cytoplasm. The record is from RefSeq and is a predicted model, not a curated record.
GCACUGGGUGCGCGCCUGCGUGGUCUGCGUCUUGGUGGUUCUCCCCAUACGUUCUGGAGGUUCGAUCUGAUCCCUUGGUCUUUUGGCGCCCAGCAAGUACACAAAAAACACUUCGCCUCGAACCAUGAAUCUCGACAUCCAGUGUCAGCAGCUGAGUGAUGCCCGGUGGACGGAGCUCCUGCCUCUGAUCCAGCAGUACGAGGUGGUCAGGCUGGAUGACUGUGGCCUCACGGAGGUGCGCUGCAAGGAUAUCAGCUCUGCCCUCCAAGCCAACCCCUCCCUGACCGAGCUGAGCCUUCGCACCAACGAGCUGGGUGAUGCCGGUGUGCACCUGGUGCUCCAGGGCCUGCAGAGCCCCACCUGCAAGAUCCAGAAGCUCAGCCUCCAGAACUGCUGCCUAACCAAGGCUGGCUGUGGGGUCCUACCUGAUGUGCUGCGCUCCCUGCCCACCCUGCGGGAGUUGCAGCUCAGUGACAACCCGCUGGAGGAUGCGGGCCUGCGGCUGCUGUGCAGAGGACUCCUGGACCCCCUGUGCAACCUUGAGAAGCUUCAGCUAGAGUACUGCAACCUGACGGCCGCCAGCUGUGAGGCCCUGGCCUCGGCGCUCAGGGCCAAGCGGCACUUCAGGGAGCUCGUGCUGAGCAACAACGAGGUCGGUGAGGCUGGUGUGCGGGUGCUGUGUCGGGGCCUGGUGGACUCUGCCUGCCAGCUGGAGGCGCUCAAGCUGGAGAACUGCGGCCUCACGUCGGCCAGCUGUGAGGACCUGUGUGGUGUCGUGGCCUCCAAGCCCUCGUUGCAGGAGCUGGACCUGGGUGACAACAAGCUGGGUGACCAGGGCAUCGCCACGCUGUGCCCCAGCCUGCUGCACCCCAGCUGCCAGAUCAGGGUCCUGUGGCUCUGGGACUGUGACAUCACCACCGCGGGCUGCAGAGACCUGUGCCGCGUCCUCGGGGCCAAGGAGAGCCUGAAGGAGAUGAGCCUGGCGGGCAAUGUGCUGGGGGAUGAGGGUGCCCGGCUGCUCUGUGACAGCCUGCGGGAGCCUGGCUGCCGGCUGCAGUCCCUGUGGGUGAAGUCCUGCAGCUUCACGGCCGCGAGCUGCCAGCACUUCGGCACGAUGCUGACCCAGAACAAGCACCUCGUGGAGCUUCAGCUGAGUAACAACAAGCUGGGGGACUCUGGCCUCCAGGAGCUCUGCCAGGGCCUGAGUCAGCCUGGCACCACGCUGCAGGUGCUCUGCCUGGGGGACUGCGAUGUGGCCAACAGUGGCUGCGCCAGCCUGGCCUCACUCCUGCUGGCCAAUCGCAGCCUGCGGGAGCUGGACCUCAGCAACAACUGCAUGGACGACCAGGGCAUCCUGCAGCUGAUGGCGAGCGUGGAGCAGCCGGGCUGCACGCUGGAGCAGCUGGUUCUCUACGACAUAUACUGGAGCGACGAGACGGAGAACAGCCUGCAGGCUCUGGAGGGGCGCAAGCCCAGCCUGAGGAUCAUCUUCUGAAACCCGGCCCCUCCCCGGGGCUCUCCCGCUGGUGUCCUAGCUUUGAACGAAGAGAAACGCUCUAAUAACUCGCUUCUGCAAGAAAGUUUUAGAUACUUUAUUAAAGCACUUGUUUUGGCAA